This is a messenger RNA of Triticum turgidum subsp. durum (durum wheat), 1560 nucleotides long. NCBI's taxonomy places the organism in Eukaryota, Viridiplantae, Streptophyta, Magnoliopsida, Poales, Poaceae. The record is from the annotation of a GenBank genome assembly.
AUGGAUCUAGUGGGCAGCGUCACCCAGAUCGUCAAUAUUGCUCUCCAGAUACAGGAGCUGGUGGAGACGGUUCGCCAGAACAAGGAGGACUGCAAGAAGAUCGCAAUGCGUGUGAAAAGGCUUCGGGCUAUCGUGGAACGCCUUAACAGCACAGACGUCUCCAGCGAGAAAAUUAUGAUCGACGCGCUCAAUGACCUCGAAGAGACGUUCCUUCAGGCCCUCAAGCUUGUCAAGGCCUGCCAGACCAGAAACAAAGUUUGGCUCUUCCUCAGGGCCGGGAACGUCUCCAAACAGCUGCGUGAGGUCAAGGACGAGAUGAUGGACCAUAUGCACAUUGCUAACUUCGGCAACUGCGCCCAGCAAACUGUCAUUAUCACUGAAGCAUUUAUUAGAGAUCCGGCAUCAAACCCAAAGAAGCUUCUCAAAGUGCUGUCGAUGCAAGGGGAGGAAGAAAUCCAUGUGGUUGGUAGCCGUUUGGUAUGCCAGGGCACAGUGAGAGGUGGAGGACGAACAUACCAGUUACCCAACGAUGUUACUAGAUCUGAAAUUCUCGCCGAAAAAGAAAGUAUUCCAGCAGGAAGCUUGGAGGAUACUGUAUCACACUUCAGAAAUUUCAGUUCGUCUGUACUGAAGGCGCUUACAAAAAACUUUUCAAAUCAACACGUGAUUGGCAAAGGUGGUUCUGCUAUCGUUUACAAGGGUGUAUUACCCAAUGGAGAAGAGGUUGCCAUCAAGAAAUUCUGUGUGGAUGCUUCACAAGAUGAACAUGUAGUGCGUUAUGCUGAAGUUUUCUCGGUGUUACGUGAGCAUGAGAAUGUAGUUAAAUUUCUGGGAUAUUGCCACGAAACAAAGAUUCAAAUGGUUCCAGUCGAAGGAAGAUGUGUGGCUGCUGAAAGGCGUCAUAUGUUGGUGGUGGAAGAGUACAUGCCCAACGGAAGCUUGUCCGACAUUAUCGAUGGGUCGUCACGGCCGCUGGACUGGACCUCCGUAUUUCGAAUCAUUCGAGGGAUUGCACAAGGCGUCGCUCACAUCCACACCAAAGGCGCUGUCCACUUGGAUCUUAAACCAGCCAACAUCCUCUUGGAUUCCGUCAUGAACCCGAAGAUCUGUGACUUUGAGAGGUCUAAAAUACUGAAUCAAAAGGAUGAAGAUGUCGCUGAGAGAGUGACGCAAGAGCUGGCGGGAACACUGGGCUAUUUACCUCCGGAAUAUAUUGCAGAUGGUAUUUUUUCAUUUAAACAUGAUGUGUUCAGCUUCGGCAUUCUCCUCCUCCAUACCAUUAGCAAGUCGGGACUUCUGCAAGAUUCAACUGAUUGGAUUAGGCAUGCACUUGAAGGACAAGUCGAUGUGGAGAGCUUAAUAGGUACUUCAUCACGUGACAAGUCCAAGCUAAAGGAGAUAAAAAGUUGCAUGGACAUCGGACUGCAGUGCGCCGCGAAGGAGCGGACAGACAGACCCACCAUGUGGGAGGUUAUUGACAUGCUAGACGGCAAGGAACAACCCCGGAAGACCCCAAUGAGGAAUAAGGCUUCUUCGUUCAAGAAGAAAGGCAGGGCAUGA